Rattus rattus (black rat) is the source of this 3031-nucleotide messenger RNA. It is a transcript of the gene Sh2d7, whose product is annotated as SH2 domain containing 7. The coding region runs from base 1 to 1380 and encodes 459 amino acids. Gene Ontology annotation, cellular component: cytoplasm. The record is from RefSeq and is a predicted model, not a curated record. NCBI's taxonomy places the organism in Eukaryota, Metazoa, Chordata, Mammalia, Rodentia, Muridae. The transcript has 6 exons.
AUGGAGGGCGGCCCGGAGCAGUUCCAUCAGGGCAAGGCACUAGAAGAGGCAGGAAAUGGGCAGGCCUUGGCAGAAAUCCAGGAGCUGGCUCUGAAGUGGUUCAUGGAGACACAGGCCCCCUCUAUCCUACAGAAUGGAGCUCUGCCCCCCUGGUUCCAUGGAUUCAUCACUCGCAAGCAGACAGAGCAGCUACUCAGGGACAAAGCUCUUGGUUCCUUCCUCAUCCGCCUCAGUGACCGGGCUGCCGGCUACAUCUUAUCUUACAGGGGUAGUGAUCGCUGCCGCCAUUUUGUCAUCAACCAGCUGCGAAAUCGACGUUACCUUGUCUCAGGAGACACCCUCAGCCACAGCACCCUGGAUGAGCUCCUACGCCAUUACCAGGAGGUGCAGCUUGAGCCUUUUGGAGAGACCCUUGCUGCUGCUUGCCCACGGCUCGAGGAAAAUGAUCUAUACGACGCCAUCAACACGGGCCUCCAGCAGACUAAUCUAGGCCUGGAAAUUCCAGCUAUGGAACUUCCCAGCAUGCUCCCUGACAAAGUUACCGGCCCCUGCCUUCCUGCAAAGCCCCAGGUCUCCUUCCUGCACACCAAGAAAGCCCUAGAUGCGAGUUCCAGAACUGGCUCGAAUGAGGAGAGUGCAGAGGUACCCACUAGAGUGCCCCCCAUCCCCCAGAAGAGUUCCUCUCUUCUGGGUGACUCUUCUGCAGGCCCCAGUGGCAUCGUCUACUCAGAACUGAAGAAGAUGAACCGGGCACAGCUAGGCCCGGGUGCAGAGGUAUGGGGCAGGCACAGGCCAGCUCCUGCUGGCAACUUGGCUUCAUCCCCAGGCAGGGAGCCCUCAAGGAAACUCUCAGAUGAAGAUCAAAACAAGCCCAAUAACCCAGGACCUGCCCCCUCUGGGGAGAAGCCAGACCAAGGCUCCACAAUGCCUUAUACUUCCUUAGGAUUUCCCCUGCCUCCCAAUUCUGAGGCCCAAGGAUCUCGGGCUACUACUUGGAGGCAGGGCUUUCUAAAGCUGAGCCACGAGGCACAGUCCUCCUCUGAAGCCAGCUCUGCAGACACCUACCAGCUUGCUGAGACAUCAGGCCUACGACAAGAGGGUAGGGACAAACCAGACCAAAGAGGCAGUACUUACGAGCAGAUUCCGUCCUGCUGGCAUAGCGCCGCCAAGCUCCCAUACCCUGGAGUUAGUCCAACAUACAGCCAACUAUCAGAGCCAAUGGACUAUGGCUAUGAGAAGAUUCCAGGGACCCCGCAGCUUCCAGAGCCAGGGAACACCUAUGAGCAAAUCCCAGCUGCCAAGAACAAGGACACUGGACGAGUGCACAAGCCUGACAAGUUCCGGAGGCUCUUCUUCACAGACAAGAAGCAUAAAUCCUGAGGAAAGGCCUGGCAUUCAGAGGGUUUGGUGGUAGCCACACUGCACCAGGGAUUACUGGAUACCCUCAGCUCAUUGGCUAUGGAACCAGGCUCCAAGAUGCAGCCCGGGUACCUAUCCAGGAAGGCCUGGGAGAGACCUUGCGGCAGCCUGCAACUCCUGGAUGUCUCUUCAAUGCUGUCCAUCCACAUAAGGAAGGGAUAAGGCCAGUAAGAGUGGGAACUAACUGAAGGAAGGGUUGGAUGAACAUGGGAAGGCCUGGGCUGAUCGAUCAAGCUGGCUUCAUGCCUCAGAUGCUUAACAAGUAUGGAGCAGGCCCCUGUCCAAGACAGACACUUUCCUGACGGGCUAAAUGACAUCAUGCUAUUACUUCUGAGAACGAAAGCAGUUCCCUUCCUCACAGCCUUGCCAGGAGGAGAUGGCUGGGAGCCACAUCCUCUGCACCCAUCCCAGAAGGAUUCGAUCCAGAAGCUUGGGAUACAGCAGCCCAGGUCCAACCUCAGAAGCCAUGGUUCUAACCCAAUAUCAGGCUGGGCUCCUGGGAACUGACCCCAGCCGUUCCUUCCCCACUCCACCAUCCUUACCCUAGAUUCACUGUGCAAACUCCUAGCUUUUGCUACAGAAACCUGUUUGAAGACAUAGCUAGUGAGGCUCUGAACAGAGACCCCCUCAAUAAGGCAAGCUUAACCUUGGGAUGUACUGCUAGGUAGCAUCUGGUAGCCAGUUAGGGGACAUCUGAUGCCAUGCUGAUGUGAGCAGCUCACCCCUACCUGCCCUCUGUCUCCGGCCAGUCCUGACCUUUGGAGCAACUCAGAUUUCUCCCAUGCAACCUACCAUGAACCUGGUGGCUUCACCUCCAGGGACUUCUGGGAGUAGGGCUCUGCUCAGUCACCAGGUCGGGACUAGAAAAGCUCAAGCUGUUCCCUUGGCCAAGCUGGCUCUUCCGGGGAUUGUCCUGUUUUAUACUGCUCCCCUUUACCCAUGUGUCCCCAAACCCAUAGGGUCAGCAACUGCUCUGUUGCCUUCUCUCUACCUUAUCUUUACAAGCAGGAGGCAGGAACCAAGACCACAGUCCCCUCCCCACCUGCCUUCACCCUGGCCCUGGGCAGAACUGGCUCAGUGCGCACUGGGGAAAGCCACUCCUUGGUAGAUUAUUUGGUUAAUGUGCUUGUCCCUCUGAACUCUAGAAGUCCCUAUCUACUAGGGGUGCUGGUGAAAGGUUUAAGAAUAGCAGGAAAACCCCGAGCCUAAUAAUGGUGAGCUCCCUGCUGGUAGACAAAUCUAUUACUAGGGAAAUGGAAACAACCCUCACCCAACAUCCAGAAGCCAACAUUAGCAACUGACACUGAUGCCGACCCUUCCUCUGAGGCGCCAGGGACUGCCUAAAAGAGUGUCACCGAACGUUCCUGACGCUGACAGACACGGAGAGUGCAGGACACAAAAAUGCUUUAUUUCUAGGAAUUCACAAAUCUGAGGUCAGCACACAUCAGUGAUACCAUGUCAUCGGGGAUGGGGUGGGGUGGGGUGGAGUAGUGUUCGUGACACGGGGGCAGAGCCCUUUGGACCUAACUGCGUAUACAACUUCACAUUGGGAAAGCAUGGGGUUGGAGGUGGGUACAGCCCAGCCUUGGCUUUGGUAAAAGAUUGCAUAGAA